AUGUUGGUUGGAGGGGUACUUUUGCUGAUUGCCGCUCUGUUGUGUUUAUUAGUUUUAGUUCUAUUGAACAUCAUGGCUCGUAAGUUUUUGAGAGAUGCAGUAAGUGGUACUGAUUUACACGACAUUUUCACACCCUUCAACAUCGGAAUCCUUUUGCUGUUUAUUGGCUCCCUUGUAUACCUGAUAAUAUCGAGGCGACAUCUACCGCCAGGUCCUUUCUCAAUACCGAUCAUAGGGAACCUCCAUAUUGUCGGCAAUGGAAAUUUUCUCUACCGAAAACUAUUCCUACUCCGUAAACAGUACGGAAAUGUUUUCCGUUUGACGCUCGGAACCUCUAACGCUGUUGUUGUUCUGGGACACGAUUUGGUUCGAGAAGCACUGGUACAGAAGGGGGACAAGUUUCAAUACCGACCUAAUUGGCUGCUUGGGAUAAGGAGAUGUUCUAGUCACAGAGUGGUGAAACAUUUCUUCAACUCAAAAAGUUUAUUCGACCCAAGAGACUUAAGGACGGGGCUCAAAAAGGGGAAGUAA
Ylistrum balloti is the source of this 531-nucleotide messenger RNA. Its product is annotated as cytochrome P450 2C30-like. Gene Ontology annotation, molecular function: heme binding; iron ion binding; oxidoreductase activity, acting on paired donors, with incorporation or reduction of molecular oxygen. The record is from RefSeq and is a predicted model, not a curated record. Bases 1 to 531 code for a protein of 176 amino acids. Lineage: Eukaryota; Metazoa; Mollusca; Bivalvia; Pectinida; Pectinidae. The transcript has 4 exons.